UUAAUCACACAAAGACAGAGCAACCUUUGCAAUUGCAAGUUCCAUUCAUUCCUCUUCUUCAUCAACACUCUCUCACUCUUCACUCAACAAAUCCAAUUGCACCAUAUACUCAAUCCAAGAAAACUACACUACCCAAUUGCAGAUUCAAUUGAUUUGUAGAAGAAGAAUAAAAUGGGUUCUUCUGAGAAUCAAGAAACCCCAGAUGAAGGAUUUAACAACACUUUUCAUCAUCAUUCUUCACCUUCUUCUUCCUCUCGUGAUGGAUGGAAAAAUCGAAUCUUUUUCCCAACCCUUCUUGCAGGGGUUGCUGGUGCUGGAACUGGGUUGAUAUCAAAACAUCGAAAAAGUCUCGGUCUUGCUAAUGUUUCUGCCAGUUAUGCUGCUAAUUUUGCCAUCAUCACCGGUUGCUAUUGCGGGGCACGUGAGUUUGUGGCCGCAACUAGGAAAACAGGACCUGAAGAUCUAUUAAGCUCUGCAAUAGCAGGAUUCGGAUCUGGCGCUCUUCUUGGGCGUUUUUAUGGUGGUCAAUUUGGUGCAAUUCGGUAUUCUGUCAUUUUUGCUGUUGUGGGAACAACAGCGGAUUACAGUAUUCUGAAAUUAAAAGAUGUUUGGAGAGAUUACAGUAAAACAAUAUAUCAAGAUAUUGAGAAUUUAAAGAAGAAUGAAAAUUGGUUAAGAUUGCCAGAAUGGUUUCCAAUUAAAGUACUCGACGAGGAACAACUUGCUGCUAAACGAGCACAGGAAGAGAAGUUCAUUGAGCAAAGGGCACGGAUCCGUAGCCUAAGGGAAGAAGAUUCUUGAGAAUAUUUUAUAGUUAAUUUAUUUUACAGAUUGUAAUAAUGUAGUACUUCUCAAGCUGAUGGGAAAUGAUUUCAGCAGAGAGAUUUUGAAAGAGUUAGAGAUUUAAGAUUCACAUAGACUGAUGAGUUUGCCCUUCUUUAUGAGUACACAAGGAAAACCAAUAUGAUUGCUUUGUUAUACUCUACAGUAGCAAGAAACUAUAUAAAUAUCCAAGUCUUUUUCUUUUUCUUU
Molecule: messenger RNA, 1032 nt
Organism: Trifolium pratense (red clover)
Lineage: Eukaryota; Viridiplantae; Streptophyta; Magnoliopsida; Fabales; Fabaceae
Exons: 4
Coding region: 172-801 (209 amino acids)
Biological process (GO): protein insertion into mitochondrial inner membrane
Cellular component (GO): TIM22 mitochondrial import inner membrane insertion complex
Molecular function (GO): transmembrane protein transporter activity
Source: RefSeq, a predicted model, not a curated record